AGUCUAGCAAGUAUCUUCCUUCUGAGUGGACUUUCUCUUUCAAAUACUUAAUUAAUUAAAUAGUAAAUAAGAUAAGAAUUAUUUUUCGCGAUGUCACACAAAAGAGUCUUUAAAAUUAUCAACAAUGGUGAAAUUGCCAUUCAACUGUACAACCCACGAACUGAUCUUGAGGGUGUCCUACAUGUUUUGAGGGAAGGCUACAUGAAGGAUGCAAAUACAUUUGUUGCCUUUGAGAUGAAUACACCGGAAGCUGCGCAAGCUCGGCAGGAGUACGAAGGUUUAAUUCAUGCUGUUUUACACGAUGGUUUAUCACUAAUUGCCCGACAUUUACCCUCAAUGGAGAUUAUUGCGUACUGCCUCAACAAAAUCCAAUCACGCCCCGCACCUGGACAACGGACUUUCUAUGAAACCUUCCGCGAUGGAUGUAAAACGGAAAUUGUGAGGAAAUUACUGAAUUUUCGCAUUUCAAAGGAUAAACAAUAUGAUCUGAACAAUAUGUUUGACACAGAUCACGUCUUUGAAAUUGUUUACAUUGCAACACUACCACAGUAUCGCAUUAAAAAUAUUGGCUUUCAUCUUGUGCAUUGCACCAUGAUGAUUGCACGAGAAAUUGUCGCAGCAGGACACUACCCGGAAACUGCGGCGGAAGGAGUUAAAGGGACAAUUCCAAAAAUUAUUUUUGGUAGCUCAAGUUCGAAAUAUUCUGCAAAAAUUGGGGAAAAAUUGAAUUUUUCAGUUGUUAAAAUUUUCCCCUUUAAAGAACUCAAAGUCGAUGGACGUUCCUUUUCCGAAAAAGUUCCUCCACAGCACACACAUUCAACAAUAAAUGUGUUUAAAUUGUGAAAAAAAAAUCUAAUAUGUAGAGGGAAAAGGACUUUAUGCAGAAUGUUAUUUAACUAGGGAAAAUAUUUAUUAGUUCAUUCAUUUUAAAUUCAUUUACACGAUGUAGGAUUCUUGAACGGCAUGUACGGGUAAGCAUGACCAUAAUUUAAGACCAUUUGGUGUGUUAUGGAUGAAUGCGAUAGCGUCAAAAGUGCUGCAGCCACUUCCAAUAAACCUCAAGCAGCUCUUUAAUCGCAUUUCCUUCAAGCAGCGUCUCACACCAAACAAAUUAAUUUAGCUUCCUUCACACGGGGAGGAAUUGUCCAUUUUCAUUGCACCUUUGCGCUAUCAAUCGCACGUGGAUUGCAAACUUGCGAAUAAAUUGUAUAAUAUAAGGUGUUGUGGGUGAAAAGAAAAGAGAGAGAGAGAAGAAAAUGAGAUUCAUUGUUGAUCGAUAUUGGUCAAUAACUGCAUGCGCCUCUUUUUUUUUCUAACACAAUUUCACAUAAUUUAAAUCGUGAUCUUCUUGGAGUUUUGCACAAUCACCGGUGCUGGUACCUAACAGAUGAAUAAAAAGUAGUGCACUGUCUUCAAUGCGGUUAUUCCGCGGAGUUUAAGCUCACAUUCACGGUUAUAAAUGAGUUAAUAAACAUUAUAAACCUGAGAUCUUUAUGUGCGAUAUAAAAUCACAAAAUUUAGAGACAUUUACAUACCUCAUACAUACAUAUUUAUGUAUUUAUGUAUGUGAGAAGAAUGGCUUGUUUGGACAAUAUAAUAAUAUAAUGGGGUGAUUGAAAAGUCAUAUGAGUGACACGAACAAGAUGAUGAAUUCGUGAUUCACAUUGCGAUGCGAUUUUGCAAAAUAAUCUCACAACACGUGUUCUUUCUACCAUUCCCCGUUCUCAGCAGGAGUCACACAAAUCACACAAAUAAGGCACAAUAUUUUACCAAUUUAUUGAUGACUUAAAUGAUCUCUAAAACUUCUUUAAUUUUCAUCAUCAAGUUCUUUUUUAUUUUUUUUUCUCUUCCAAAGAGCCCAAUAAUGAAGAGAAAAAAAAAGAAAGAGAUUUGUAGGUUUGCAAUUUUGCAAUUUGUCUUGCAAAUAAUCAAUUUCUUCUUCUUUAAUUAUUUUUCCCUCCAUUUUGCACUCUUUCUCUCAUGCACGACCACAAAAAGAAGUAGAAAAAAAACUCGCGCGCGCACGAAGAUGAAAAGAGUGGUUGAGGACAAACUACCCAGCAUCUACAAAGAGCCAUUUAAUAAAUGUGUGAACUUUUCCAACAAUUUUUCCCACAAUUUCAAUAAAAAAAUACCGAAAAGAGGGACGCUUCUGAUGGGAAUUCACGGCAUAAAGAGAGAAUGAAAAGAGGUGGAAUAAUAUUGAAUAUAUCAAACGUGAAAAUACUCAUUAUGCUGCAAAACACCACGUGAUGGUGUACGAAAUUUUGCGCAAGAAGAGUCUGAUUUCUUUGAAAAAGACAAUGUUUUGGGUGGCAAAUGAAAUGUAAUUUUCAAUGUAAAAUCUCUUGAAGGUCCACCAACAUUUUUGUUGGGCAAAAAACCAACAUAAAAAUUGAUGAGAACAAGUCAAAAAAAAAAAAUUCCAAAGUUAUAUUGGCUAUUUAUUGUCAUUUUUGCAACACAUGUGAAUUUUAUUUUUACCAUCAAAUGUGCCAACAAUGUAGUUACUUUAAGUAUCAAAAUUUUCACUUUUUUGCCAAAUUGUUGAGAAAUUUUUAGAGAUAAGAUUCAAUCCGAAUUUUUGGCAAUUUUUUCUGGCUUUUUUCUUCAACUGAUUUCAGUGGAAGGGAGAAAGCCUCAAUAACCAUUCCUUAUUCUUUAAAAAAUCCCUUUACAAAAUUAACCGUUUCCCUGUCCCUUCUUAUGAGAAUUUUCUACACAAAAUUUUUAUGAGAAAUUUUUUUUAAAUAUAAAAGUUUGAAGAUGUCAAUAAAGUCGAAACGUUCGCUGUCUAAAUCUCUUCAAGACUCUUUGAAAAUUAAAUAUAAUUAUUAAGAAAAUUUUGUAAACGUUGUUGAUCGAUACGAUAUUAUUUAAAAAAAAAACAUCAUUGACCUUUACGUAAAAAUGAAUUCAAUCAAUUCAAUUGUACACAUAAUAUGAUACUCAAUUUAAAUAUAAUUUCGCAAUCGAGACAAUGCGAUGACCCAUAAGGAGGUAAUACAGUAACACCAAUUAUAGCACUUUUAACACACAAAUAGCAUUUAAUAUAUUAUGCAAAAGAACUAUUUAGAAAAUGUAGGUAUUAUAGUUUCCACUUACAUAUACCAAUAAUUCGCCAAACAAUAACUUUGUAAUGAGAGUCACGCAUAUUUCUCCGCAUUGAUCUCUUUCCGAUGAAAUGAUUCAUUUUCUUUGCACAAAGCUCCACAAUUUUCUGCAAGUGUCUCCUUUUUGCAAAUUGCCAAUUCUUAUGUAUGCACGCAAUUUAUCCGUAUUAGCCUUUGCGGAAAAAGCUAACUGACUUAACUGACUUUUACCCCAGGAGAGUGUCGUGUUUUGGCACAUAUUUAGAAAUUAAACUUGGGGGGCACGCCGUAUUAGGGACAUAAUAGCGCAUACCUAUAUAAUUUAAAAUGUAACAAUGGAUGUAAUUUGCUACCUUUUGUGACCUAUUCGAAGUACAUAAGUCUCUCCGUCGUUCACUUUCUCAAUGUAGAGAAUAUCUUCAUUGUUAGAUCUCUGCGACUAUGUGCAAAAAAAAAUUUAUAAUCCGUCCAUGGCGGAAAGGACAUUUCAAUCGCCUCAUUUUCCGAUCAAUUUGUGAAAUAUUUACUAACUUCACCUUCAAGCACACGGUACUUUCUCACGUGCAGACAAUUACACCUAUAGCAUGGUAGAAGCAGCAGCAAAAAAAUACGCCGCGUGUGUACUUCUCCCAAAAAUGACUUUAUCUCACAUAUUUCUCCUCAAUCUAAUAUUAGUUUUUCUCUCUUCUCGUCAAAGAGACUUUUGGUGUGCUCUGGAAUCUCGCCCAUAUGGGAGUAUGAAUGUCGAGACAACUUUGACCCCGUGCCCGCGACAACAAAGGCACACAGGUCCAAGAAAUAUAUAUCUCGAACGAAUUUAAAAAAAAAACCAACAGUAAUAAUCAUAUAUGAUCAAUUUUAAAUAUGUGGCAUAAAUUGCAAUUUUUCGGGAAAUACCUCUGCGCGUGUUAUUGGAUCACGGUUGAAUUUGUUCCGCAAUCGCAGAGGUUUCCCGCCUUUUUUCCACUAUCUCUCCAUGAUAUCUCCCUCUAUGCCUGUCCACAUGGUCUUUACAUCGUAUUGUAGCUCUAUAUGGGCGUAAUUCUUGCUCUUGGCAAGCACUUGCUCCUAUUUUAUCAACUUAAUUAUAUAUUUCUGUAGAUUUUUGGGAUUGCAUUUCCUUAAAAGUUUUUUUUUAUAAUGAAUUUAUGCACUGACCUUCAAAAAUUUAAUUUAUGUACCAAGAUCUUCGGAAAAUUUGGUAUAAAAUUAAUAGAUUAAUUAUGAAUAUGAUUGAUGAAGAAAUGAAAAAAAUAUAAUAUUGAUGAUUUCGGUGUUAAACAAAUAAUUAUGAAAUUAAUGAAAAAUAAUUUGUAUUAAAAAUGUUUUUGUUUAAUUGAAUAAAUUGUUAAGUAAAUUCUUGUAAAA
Molecule: messenger RNA, 4460 nt
Organism: Lutzomyia longipalpis
Lineage: Eukaryota; Metazoa; Arthropoda; Insecta; Diptera; Psychodidae
Exons: 2
Coding region: 91-843 (250 amino acids)
Source: RefSeq, a predicted model, not a curated record